Molecule: messenger RNA, 1315 nt
Organism: Diabrotica virgifera virgifera (western corn rootworm)
Lineage: Eukaryota; Metazoa; Arthropoda; Insecta; Coleoptera; Chrysomelidae
Product: UMP-CMP kinase 2, mitochondrial
Exons: 5
Coding region: 428-1186 (252 amino acids)
Biological process (GO): dTDP biosynthetic process; dUDP biosynthetic process; dTTP biosynthetic process
Cellular component (GO): cytoplasm; mitochondrion
Molecular function (GO): dTMP kinase activity
Source: RefSeq, a predicted model, not a curated record
CCAUACUUAUCUAGAUAGAAGUCAAACAAAAUUUAAAAAAUAUAAUUUUAUAAUUAUUGUAUGUAGAUAAUGAACUAUGAGUCAUUAAAAUACAUUUUAAAAUUGUUCAAGUGGACAAAGUGUUUGAUUAUUUGACCUUCAGCAGUGCAUUUUAAUUUUAAAUAUCUACAAUAACAUCAGUAUUUUAUUGUAUUAUUCCCAUUGGUGUGAUUAUUACAGUCAUCAUUUUUAAUUCGUAGAUAAUUAUUAGCGUUAUUAGUGAUGAUGUGGCCUAUGUGAUUCCCAUACCAAAACAAGAUACAGUUAUCUAUAAACUAUAAAAAAAAAUAGCAAAGCAAACAAUUUUGCGUGUAUUGUUUCAGAGUAAAGUGUUUUUGUGUAGCUGUUAUCAACCAACCAACUUUUGAAAAUUAAAUAUUUGCUGACCAUGGCUAACCCAUUUUCUACCAUGUACCACAGUUUGGAUUCAAUUCUGAGCAUUUUGAGAAAACCUGAAAAUUUAGCAAUACAUGGAGUUAAAGAACUAUUACAGAUUUAUGAACAUGCCAAAGAAAAUAAAAACAAAUCUGAAACAUCAGGAGACAGUAGGAGACACCCUUUCAUAGUAUUAGAGGGUUUGGAUGGCUCAGGAAAAUCCACUGUCGGUUCUAAGUUUGCUAAAAAAAUAAACGGGAAAAAAUGGCAAACCCCUCCUGAAAGUAUCAGACAUCUUCGAAGUCUGACUGACGAAAACAGAGUUUUGUUUUCGACUUAUUACUCUCUGGGUAAUUAUAUUGCUGCUUUGGAGGUUCAAGUGGCUCUAAAAGAUGCACCAGUGGUAAUGGACAGAUACUGGCACUCCACCACAGCCUUCGGUAUAGCUCAAGCAGUUCAAGACAGCGCAGACUUGCAGGAAAUACCUCCAAGAGGAGACCAAGUAUAUUGUUGGCCGGAAGAUUUGUUUAAACCAGAUGUUUGUAUUUUCCUUGAUGUCGACGAAUCCGUCAGAUUACAAAGACUGUCUCGAAGGAAAGAGUUUACUGCUCAAGAGGAUUUAUUGAAGUCUUCUUCAGAAUUUCGAAACAAUGUUAUUUCUGCAUAUAAAAAUAUGUCCGAUCCCGAAGUGAUCUUUAUCAAUGGUAAUAAGUCAUUUAAAAAAGAGUGUGAGGAACUUUGUGAUAUUGUUAAACCGUUUUUAAUAGAUUAGUUUCGUUUUUAGUUCUUUGUUAAAACUGGAACAAAGUUUAUUACAUUUUUAUAUUCAUUUUAGUCUAAUACAUACACUUUUAUAACAAUACAUUGUAUGGUUUGAAAAAUAAAAAAAAUUGAAAAUGUG